AUGAAAUUAAUACCUGUGGUGCCCUACCCAUCAAACAGCGGGCAUAUGGUAUAUCACAAGACAAUCAAGGACCUGAAAUUAAAUGCUAAGAAGUGCUCAUUCUUUCAAAAUAAAAUUAAAUUUUUAGGACAUGUAAUCGGUAUUAACGGAAUAUUACCUAAUGAUGAUAAGAUUCUAAAAGUCAGAAACUUUCCUGACCCACUACAAAAGUUUAUUAAAGAGUUCGCAAAAAUCACCAAACCCUUAAAUUUAUUCUUGAAAAAAAAUAAACCAUAUCAUUGGAUCGCAGCUCAAGAAAAGGCGUUUCAAACCUUAAAAACCUAUUUGAUUACAUCCCCGGUGUUGCAACAUCCUGAUUUUAGUAAGCCGUUUUAUCUCCAUAUUGAUGCCUCCAUUUUAGGAUUGGGUGCUGUAUUAGCACAAUUAGAUAAAGAUAAUAAAGAAUAUGUAAUAGCAUAUACAAUUAGAAUGUCUCACUAUCAUUUGGGCAGUAAAACAUUUUUAUCAAUAUUUGGGAUCCAAGCCAUUUUACUUAUCAUGGACUAUUUAUCAUUACAAUGGUUAAGAACAUCAGAAUUAAAAGGUAAAUAG
Molecule: messenger RNA, 591 nt
Organism: Racocetra fulgida
Lineage: Eukaryota; Fungi; Glomeromycota; Glomeromycetes; Diversisporales; Gigasporaceae
Source: the annotation of a GenBank genome assembly